Molecule: messenger RNA, 1299 nt
Organism: Theileria annulata
Lineage: Eukaryota; Apicomplexa; Aconoidasida; Piroplasmida; Theileriidae
Product: Tpr-related protein family member, putative
Exons: 2
Coding region: 1-1299 (432 amino acids)
Source: RefSeq, a predicted model, not a curated record
AUGAGCGGUCAAAACAACGAAUGCGGAAAAAACGGAGAAAAGACUAAAAAGAUAAUAGCAUAUAUGCUAGUUGGAUUUUCAUUAUUUAAUACUUUGCUUAUUGGAAUGAACGGGUCGCCGUUUUCCUUAAAUAGGUUUAAAAUACCUGGAAAAUAUUAUAGCCUCUACGUGAGCAGAUUACACAACUGUAUGGAGCUGGCCUGUUUUGUAGGUGUAGUUCUAGGUAAUCUGUAUAUUCUUCCUUAUGGAGAACAAUGUGGGUACAUUUCUAUCGCAAUCAAUUGGAGUUCUUUUAUAGUGAAUAUUGUAUUAUUAGUAUCGUAUGUGACUGGUGGCGAAAAUGGCCAUCUAACAUUUUUUUAUUGGACACUGGCUGCAUCUGCAACAAUCUACGGAUUUAAUCUACAGUUUAUUUAUAAAUUGGGUGGGAAAUGUAUGCCGUACUUUAUGGUAGCCAUUCCCAUUUCCUCCGUUUCAACAUCGUUGAUACACUAUAUAGUCUUGGGUAUCUUCGUUGAGAUCACUAUAUCAAUAAUUUUCACCUGUUUAACUGCUUCCAUGUGGUCAGUUGUAUAUGCAGGUGAAAAUGGUACUGAAUCCCAAGGUUCUGGGAAUGGUUUUCAAUCACAUGUUAUUUCUCCAAUAUUAAUGACAUCAGUAGCUCUGUCUCUUAUUUAUGUUUAUUAUCCGGGCAUUGCUCCAGGCCUUUUGGUUGAUUUUAUUUACGUACACAAGAUUGACAUAGUCCUCAUGUUAGUCGUCCCAAUACCCUCUAUGGUAAUUGCAGUGCUAUCUCAUUAUAAAAUGGGCCCUGAUAAUAAUUGGCAAGGGAAAACAUACUGGCACGGCUUCCUUGUUUUCAUUGUUUCCAUGAUUGUUUGCUCAAUUCUCUUCACAAUUUCUCUUCACUAUCCACAAUCAUCUGUUUCUAGGUCAAUUGUUAAUAGGCCUUUCAUGACUGGCUUUCUCACCAUAUUAUUCUAUAUUAGUCAUGAAAUAAUGCUUGCAGUGGGAUUUCCGAGCAUUACUGAGAAUUGGGACUCAACAGCAGCAACAGGCAAUGGUUUACUUUCCGGAACAGGUGUUAUUAUUUUCGUUUUAUUGGGAGAAGGGUAUAUAACUGAAUACAAGAGACACGAUCCAAGCAAAUGGCCAACGGAUGGAAUGACAACACGAACAGCAUUUUCUUACUGGAUGAGUAGAUCUUUUGCAAAUGCCCUCGAAAAUGUCAAACGCAUUUUCACCUUAGAUGUAAGGAGAGAUAUUUUAAAAUCAGUUCGGAAAAUUGAACUAAUUUAA